Molecule: messenger RNA, 396 nt
Organism: Peronospora matthiolae
Lineage: Eukaryota; Oomycota; Peronosporomycetes; Peronosporales; Peronosporaceae
Source: the annotation of a GenBank genome assembly
AUGAUGUUACGUGUGACAGUGAUUGAUCACCUUUUUUGUGCUUCGAUAGGCCACUUCCCAGUCGACAGCCAGCUGCAACAACGGACAGACGACGAGACUCUUUGGGGAGCCAGGAAACUGGGCCGCUUGCCCUGGGCGGGAAGUCCCCCACAGUGGGGCCAAGGUAAAAUGGGGGAAGGCUUCUCCUCGCUGCGUGCGCUACGGGAGGCAGCGCAGCGUGCGGCUCGAGAGAGAAGCAGUCAGCAGGAUAUCCUGAUGCAGGGCACGUCGACGAUGGAUCGAAUCACCCUGCAAAACGGAGAAGGUCCUACACCUUUCCCGGUCUGCCUACAGUUUGCCGACACGUUCGCUGAGCAUGAGCCCGGUCCCACGAAGAGAACUCCUCCAAGACCAUGA